AUGAAGAUGAAGAUCGUUUCUCUUCUCCUGUUACUCUAUGUGGCUGUCUCCUCUGCUUUUCCUGUAGCUCCAGAAGCAGAAGAUGAACAAAAAACCCUACAGCUUGUAGAGAGUUAUCUACAGAAUUUCUACGAUCUUCAAAGGGAUCACCAGCCUCAUUUAAGAAACAAGGGUGAAAAUCGCUUUGCUGCAAAGCUCAAGGAAAUGCAGGCUUUCUUUGGACUAGAAGUCACUGGGAAACCUGAUCUUGACACUUUGGAGAUGAUGAAAAAACCCAGAUGUGGUGUACCUGAUAUAGGGCAAUACGUGUUCACAGCAGGGAAUCCCAAAUGGAAAAGAAAUAAUCUGACAUACAGGAUUUUGAAUUACACCCCAAAGAUGAGGCAAGCUGAUGUAGACGAAGCAAUCCGAAAAGCUCUCAGUGUCUGGAGCAAUGUGACACCCUUGACAUUCCAAAAGGUUGAGGACAGAGAAGCAGAUAUAAUGAUUUCUUUUGCUUAUAGAGACCACCGAGACAACUCUCCUUUUGAUGGCCCUAAUGGGCAGCUGGCUCAUGCUUUCCAGCCUGGUGAAGGUAUUGGUGGAGAUGUGCAUCUUGAUGAGGAGGAAGCCUGGACAAAAGAUGGAAGAGGCUACAAUUUGUUCAUUGUUAUUGCCCAUGAGCUUGGUCAUUCACUGGGUCUGUCUCAUUCAAAUGAUCCGGGAGCACUGAUGUAUCCAACUUACUCCUACACAGACCCCAGUGAAUUCCUUCUUCCUCAGGAUGACAUUGAUGGCAUUCAAGGAAUCUAUGGACAGUCUAGUGCUGCUGUGCAGCCAACAGGACCUAUAACUCCACAGGCUUGUGACCCAAAUUUGACAUUUGAUGCUAUUACUACCCUACGUGGAGAAAUAAUAUUCUUCAAGGGCAGAUACAUGCUGCGCAAACAUCCUACGAGGACAGAGACAGAGCUCAACUUUAUCUCACUGUUCUGGCCAAAUUUGCCAUCAGGAAUUCAAGCUGCUUAUGAAAACGUGGAGAGGGAUGAAGUUUUGCUUUUUAAAGAGGGUAAAUAUUGGGUUCUCAGGGGAUAUAACAUUGCUCCUGGCUAUCCUAAACCUAUCCAUCGAUUGGGGUUCCCGAAGACUGUUAAAAGAGUUAAUGCAGCUUACAGUGAUGAAACCACAGGAAAAACAUAUUUCUUUAUAGCUGAUAGAUACUGGAGAUAUGAUGAAAACAAAAAAUCCAUGGAUCAUGGUUAUCCCAGGAAAAUAGUCUCCGACUUUGGAAAAAUUGGCAGAGUUGAUGCUGCUUUCCAGAAAGAUGGUUAUGUCUACUUCUUCCAUGGAACAACUCAGUUCCAGUUUGAUCCCCGUGCCAAACGGAUUGUCGGACAAAUGAAGAGCAUCAGCUGGUUUAAUUGCUAAUUGCAAU
Leptosomus discolor (cuckoo roller) is the source of this 1414-nucleotide messenger RNA. RefSeq names its product interstitial collagenase. Gene Ontology annotation, molecular function: metalloendopeptidase activity; zinc ion binding. The record is from RefSeq and is a predicted model, not a curated record. Gene Ontology annotation, biological process: collagen catabolic process; proteolysis; extracellular matrix organization. Lineage: Eukaryota; Metazoa; Chordata; Aves; Leptosomiformes; Leptosomidae. Gene Ontology annotation, cellular component: extracellular matrix.